ACUUGCGAACGCAGCAUGUAAAACUUUUGAGGGGGAGGUGGGAAAAACAAAAAAAAAGUUAUCGGGGAUUGACUGUAAAAACAAACCGAAGUUGUUGAUCUUUACGUGUCGGUAUUCGUUGGCAGUUGAAGUUGCCUUAGGUUAAUGUAUGCAUGUGUGUAUGCAUACCAACUCAUAUUCCCUUUUCGAAGAGGGCCCUAAGGGACAUCCUUUUUUUCCAAUUUCACAUGCAUACAUGAAGCUUAAUAUUAAAUCUUCAGACCAUGUCCUCAACGUGAGAUAAACUCAUAGCUAGAAUGAAUCAAAGAUGCGCUUCAAGUCGCCGUCGGACGAUGGAGCAUCGUUGAAAAGUCUCGAGCUUAUUAGAGAGCCGUUGCAUAUGCGUUCAAAACAUUAGUCUUUAGCAUUUCAUCAAAUCAGACAUAUCUUCCAAGCAUUCAUUGUGCAUACCGUUAAGAGAGAACCACCACCCCACCCACAUAUAUUUGCAAAUUGUGUUACCAUGAUGGCAGCUCCUUGUUUGAGGAGCUGUAACUACAACAACAAAACGAUGCCUUUUAAAAUGUGCCCUUUGGCCAUAUGGGGCUUACUAUCAUUCAUCAUUGUACUGAUGACAUUGGUAACAAGUGUUCAAAGUAUUGACUGCUUCAAGUGUGUUUCGAAAAAUGGCGCCAACAAAGCCUGUGAUGAUCCUUUUCACAACAAUUAUUCCACAGCCAUAUUGGAAUCUCCAUGCAUGGGUGGGCGGAAAGGCCGUAAUGGUUUGUUUCCCGCAACGGCAUGCAUUAAAAUCGCAGGAUACUAUGAUGACACUGGUGAAACUAUCACCGUAAGAGGCUGUGCCCUGGACAGUGGCACCUUAACCACUGACACGGAAAUCAUACGCAUGUCACACUGUGGUAAAUUCUACUAUGAUGACAGAUAUGUACAUGGCUGCCUGCAAAGCUGUAGUGAUGCAGAUGCCUGUAACAGUGCCACAUCACAACAUCAUUAUCAUCGUCAGCACAUAUCGUUAGGAAGAGUGAAAAAUUUGUUGAUAUCAUUAGCUCUGCUGGCAAUAAAUCACUGUCUCUUUGCUACAAGGUAGCAUUAUUAUAGUGGGCUCUAGACAGCAGCAACAACAACAACAACAAAUACCCAUCAUCACCAUCAACACCAUCGUUCGGGUGGUAGUCGCCGUCGUCGUCGUCGUCAUCAUAGUCGUCGUUGUCUUCAUAGUUCUCUUAUAGGAAUAGUAAAGAAAAACGAUAUAGCCCUAAAGCAUGGCUGAGCAACAUAGCAAGCGAUACAACAAAAACAUAAUAAGAAUUUAUUUAUGUAUAAAGCCAUAUAUGCAAACAACACCACACGCAUUCACACACACACAUACAUUCAUAUACCCUGGCAAUACACUUUUUCCCAUACCCAAGUAGUUUUGAGCAAAAACACACUACAUGCAACCCAAGCUUUGGCUUGUGGGAAACCCAAGACAAACUAUAGGAAACGCACACACACACAUACACUCACAGUGGCAAAGGUACAACUUGAGAGAAAGAGAGAGAGAGAGAGAGAGCGAGUAUGAUGUUGUUAACAAGAAAUCAACGGAAACGGUAACAUGAAACAAAAUGAAAAAUCGAAAAACAAAAAGAUUGCACAUAUUUCACUUGUCGCACCCAAAAUAAAAACAUUGGCCCCAUGCAACCCCAGCCCUAACUCGUUCACCCACUCAUCGUAUUUCUUGGUUUGAUGAUUUAUUGUAGUUUUAAAUGUUAGUAGAGAGUUCAAAAACUCGGAUUUUGUUUAACCGAUUUCUGAAAAUCAUUUUGUUUUAAUUGGAAAGUUUGGACAAAAAAAUUAUUUAAAUUUGUUUAAAAUAUUUCUUUAUAAUUUUUUUAUUUAUCAUACUUUUUAAAUUUAGUCUUUGUUAAAUUAUUAACAGAAUUUUUUCGAUUGUCAUUUUUUUAGAAAAUUUUAUCGAAACUUAAUGUACAGGGGGUGGUGUGGACCCACAUGAUCAUGGUCCCGAAAGUGGGUAUGAAUUUCGUGCUUUACUCCCAAAUACCUUUCAUCUGAACCCCGUAUGCCAUGACGGGCCAAUAUGUAUGUCCGAUUAAGCGGUGUUUUCGGUGGUCCCCCAGAUAAUUAGCCCUGAAAAUAAAUAUCAGAAUAAUACUCUACUCUCAAAUACCAUUUAUUUAAACCCCAUAUUGGUUUAAGGGGAGUUAUUGCCCAAAAAUUGGUUAUCAACUUCGUUUUCUAAUCUCAAAUACCUCUUGAGCCACAUAUUGACCUUUAGCCACAUAUUGCCAUUGUCGGUAAAUUUUUACACUUUGGAGGUUGUUUUGGGGAAGGGGCGGUGCCCCAAAUACAUGGUCCCAUAUUUGUAUAUCAGAAGGGGUAGACCCCCAGAAAAUUGAUACCGAAAAUGGGUAUCAAUUUCGUAUUCUACUCCCCAAUACCUUUCAUUUAAGCCCCACAAUGUCAUGGUCGGUAAAUAUGUCUAAGUUAGAGGUGAUUUGGGGAGUGAGGUGGUUCCCCAAAAACUUAGACCUGAAAAUAUGUCAGCAUCGUGCUCUGCUCUCAAAUAUCAUUUAUUUAAACCCCAUAUUGCCAUUGGUCUCACAAUAAGAUAUCAAAUUCGUUUUCUAAUCUCACAUACCUUUCAUUUAAACCCCUUAUUGGAGAAGUCAGCAAAUAUGUCCGGUUUGAGGUAUGGGCCUUAAAACUGUCUAUAUCGAGCUCCACUCUCUUUAAGACCCAAAUUGUUAUGGUGAGCAAAUACGUCCUACUUGGGGGUUUUUAUGGGGGUGGGACAUCACCCAGA
Messenger RNA from Stomoxys calcitrans (stable fly), 2803 nucleotides. RefSeq lists its product as uncharacterized. The record is from RefSeq and is a predicted model, not a curated record. The transcript is spliced from 5 exons. Lineage: Eukaryota; Metazoa; Arthropoda; Insecta; Diptera; Muscidae. Bases 503 to 1087 code for a protein of 194 amino acids.